Molecule: messenger RNA, 433 nt
Organism: Sus scrofa (pig)
Lineage: Eukaryota; Metazoa; Chordata; Mammalia; Artiodactyla; Suidae
Gene: UQCR10
Product: ubiquinol-cytochrome c reductase, complex III subunit X
Biological process (GO): mitochondrial electron transport, ubiquinol to cytochrome c
Cellular component (GO): respiratory chain complex III
Source: RefSeq, marked provisional
GGUGCUAGUUCUGCAGCGGACAAACAUGGCUGCCCCGACGUUGACUGCGAGGUUGUACUCCCUGUUGUUUCGCAGGACCUCUACCUUCGCCCUCACGAUCGCCGUGGGCGCUCUAUUCUUCGAGCGCGCCUUCGAUCAAGGCGCGGACGCGAUCUACGAACACAUCAACCAGGGGAAGCUGUGGAAACACAUCAAGCACAAGUAUGAGAACAAGGAGUAGUUCCUUGGAGGCCCCCAUCCCAGCCGGAAGGAUCAGGUCUACCCAUCAGCUCUUUGCCUGGAGCCAGGGCCUUGGCUUGAAGAUGAUGCUCACGUCACUCUCCAUGGACCACCUUUAGCUGUUGGCAGGAAAUGGCUUCACCUGACAGACUCUUUAACUUCUGCUAUGUUUGAAGUUUGAUUAGAAUCAUCACAAAUAAAUGUAAAUUGUCCC